AUGGUGAUGAUCUUAACCAAACCUCGGGCAAACAAAGGUGCUGACUCCAUAACAUGCAGGACUGAGCUGCACACUCCAAAGAUGAGUCAAGGACCUACCCUCUUCUCUUGCGGCGUGAUGGAAAAUGACCGAUGGAGAAAUUGCAAGCCACUUCAGCUCGAGCAGCCGGGCGCCAGCAUCUGGGACUGCUUGUCGGACAAGGGCGAGGAGAGCUCGCGCUGGCCGAGGGACACGUCCAGCACCUGCUCCGUCACCAACCUGAUCAAAGAGCUGAGCCUCAGCGACCCCCACGGCAACCCCUCGGCUCCCCCCAGCAAGCGCCAGUGCCGCUCGCUGUCCUUCUCCGACGAGAUGUCCAGCUGUGGCACCGCGUGGAGACCCUUGGGCUCCAAGGUGUGGACGCCGGUGGAGAAGCGCCGGUGUUACAGCGGGGGCAGCGUGCAGCGCUACUCCAACGGCUUCGCCACCAUGCAGAGGAGCUCCAGCUUCAGCCUGCCCUCGCGCUCCAGCCUGCUGUGCGCAGAGCAUCCCGCCCGGGCGGGGGGCCAGCCCAGGACAUCGGGCGCUGGAGGGCACGGGGCAGACCGGGUGGACAUGCAGAGGUCGCUGUCCUGCUCGCACGAUCGCUUCUCUUCCUCGGAGUGUUGCACCCCGGCGUCCACGCCGGAGCUGUGCCGGCGCACCGCGGGGCUGUCCCGGAGCCGCUCCCAGCCCUGUGUCCUCAACGACAAAAAGGUUGGCGUCAAGCGGCGCAGACCGGACGAGGUGCAGGAGCAACGGCCCUCGCUGGACCUGGCCAAGAUGACCCAGGGAAACUGCUGGGAGCAGUUCGUUGGGAAGGGGAGAAAGCAAAGCCAGGAGCUGUGCAAGGAGCAGGAUUUUCAGAGCUGCUGGGUUAUGGAAAGCAGCACUGGCAGGCUGCUCUCUGCGUGGGAGGACUGGCACAGAGGGACGAGCAGGAUGAGGCAAGUCAUG
Messenger RNA from Acanthisitta chloris (rifleman), 975 nucleotides. RefSeq names its product family with sequence similarity 53, member B (gene FAM53B). Gene Ontology annotation, cellular component: nucleus. The record is from RefSeq and is a predicted model, not a curated record. Lineage: Eukaryota; Metazoa; Chordata; Aves; Passeriformes; Acanthisittidae. Gene Ontology annotation, biological process: positive regulation of canonical Wnt signaling pathway; protein import into nucleus.